AUGUCCAUCCUUGAAGAGGGGAGAGCGGCAUACGACAUCAGAGGCGCUACCGAUGCUUUCAACAAGGAGGAUCUGGAGUGCGGUCGCGCGCUGGAGGGAUUCCCUACGACCGCGGAGGCGUUUCCCGAGACCAACCCGAUAAGCCUCGACUGUGGCCAGAUGCAGCUGCACCAAGUGUCUGGCCUCAUUCGCAAGGCGGUGCGGGAUGAGUUUGAUGAUCCGGUGCACUCGAUAUUGUUUUGCGCUGCAACAGCCGCACCGGAUUCAGCGCCGGUCAUCUUCGAAGAGGUCAGCGAUGAGUUUGGUGACAAUCUUAUUCCCUAUUCCGGAGAGGAAGGGACAGAGAUCUUCAACAACCCUGAUCCUGGGAGGGAUUCCCUCCCGGUGUCAGAUGGCCGCGCCACCUCCACAAGCCGCUGCGCGCACGGCGGGGGGGUUGGGGGGCCCAGCCCCCCAAGUGAGCGGUACAGUUCCGGCCAGCCCUGCCUGGCUGCUUGGACUGAGCGCACGGCGGGGGGUUGGGGGGGCGCAGCCCCCCAACUGGGCCAUUCACUGUUCAUGUAUGCCUUCCAUGUGCGUAAUCUGCGACGCGUAACGGGGCUUCUGGACUCGGGGGGCGAACUUUGGCUUUUCUGGUUUUAA
Messenger RNA from Coccomyxa subellipsoidea C-169, 642 nucleotides. RefSeq lists its product as hypothetical. The transcript has 4 exons. The coding region runs from base 1 to 642 and encodes 213 amino acids. The record is from RefSeq and is a predicted model, not a curated record. NCBI's taxonomy places the organism in Eukaryota, Viridiplantae, Chlorophyta, Trebouxiophyceae, Coccomyxaceae.